ACAGAGUGCACUAGAUAGGCUCCCUGAAUCCUUCUCCUCUUCACUCAGUGCUUUCAGUAGUGCGCAUGUAGGCAGCAGGGAGUGAUUGAACACUGGAGCCUCUGAAAACUGCACAUUAUGGCGGAGGUCAGGCUGUGUCUCGGCUCAGGAGCCGGUAGCCUGUGGAGGACGACUCCAUAUUUAUUCCUCCGUCUGGUCUACAGUAAGAAGAACCUGGACAUGUCUGCUGUGAGUUGGGCGAUCCACAGUCGUGCUGUUUUUCCUCGCAGGUGUAUAAUCACAUCGAGAUUGUAUAGAACCUCAAGCACCGAGGAAAUCCCGUUAUACAAAUCGAGAAGUGCUUAUUAUGACAUUCUACAGGUUUCUUCAAAUGCCACCCAAGCGCAGAUCAAAACAGCGUACUACAAACAGUCCUUCAUUUACCAUCCCGAUAAAAACGCAGGCAGUGAACAUGCCAUGUCACGCUUCUCCCAGAUCAGCGAGGCAUACAGCGUGCUAGGGAACAGGGCUUUACGCAAGAAGUACGACAGCGGGAUCCUUGGCGAGGCUGACAUCCGGGGUCCCAGCCGACCGACUGCGGCGAAGGAGACGACGAGCGGAUUCUCAGGCGACGCUACGAGAAGUCGUCACUCUCCGGAAGUUGGCGUUCGUGCGCAGAACGUCUUUGAUUUCGACACGUUUUACCGCGAGCACUACGGCGAGCAGCUGCAGCGACAGAAACACAUCCGAGCUCGUCUGCAAGAGAUCCAGAGGCAGAAAGAAGCCACAUUACAGGACAGGAAGAUGGGACGCAUGUCAGAAAUAGCUGUGGGCAUCAUGCUAGCUGUAGCGGCGGCCAUCCUCUUCAGUCUGAAGAAGGCAUGAAUAAAUCUGUUCAAUGAUUUAAACUCUUUAUUCAGCCUCACCAUCGUGACCACUUUCUUCUGCACUCUACACAGCACAGUGUUUAUAUUUAUCUAGAGGACAAUAAGGUGAUUAGUAUCUAUUGCCGUGGCUUCCAGGGUCACCCACUCCACAAUAAUAGGGACCCAGUGGCAGACCGUCAGGGCCAGCAAGGCCUUCUCUGCUGGCCUAAUCAGCAGUGAUCUGAAUCACUGACUUGCAUUUUAAUAUAUUUAAUAUAUUUUUCCAUGAAUGUGUAUUAAAUUAUUCCCAAUAAUCUAUUCUCUACAUUUCGUAGCCUUUCUCUCAAUUGCUCUGCUUCCAGUAGUGUAUAUUUAUGAUGAGUAUUUAUCCAAUCAUAUUUCAGCCAGUGGCUGACAUCAUGUGUUCCCAGAGUGAAAAUCUGCCGUAAGGCCUUCAGAAUAAAUAGUGCAGGCGCCCGGAGCUUAAAAUAAGUGGCAAUGAAAUUGUUACCUUAACCAAUCAGAUUUCGAGUUGGCGUCACUGGGGCCAUCUAGCGGGCAUACGAUUACGUCAGCAAUUUCCCGUCCUUUGAUUGGAUAAUUGGAGUAGUCGGAGGCAGGGACCCGCCCAUACACAUUGUUUCUAUAUUCUCUGCGUCUCAUUUCGGAUGCUGCUUCCUCCGGAGAUUGCAGUUUGCUGCAUACGGCAUCAAGAAUGUCUUUUUUUUUUGAGAAAAGUAACCAUAAUAAAAUUGACUAUUCCUUGUGAGGUGUGAAAUACUGUAGACUAAUUUCU
Hemibagrus wyckioides is the source of this 1641-nucleotide messenger RNA. It is a transcript of the gene dnajc30a, whose product is annotated as dnaJ homolog subfamily C member 30, mitochondrial. NCBI's taxonomy places the organism in Eukaryota, Metazoa, Chordata, Actinopteri, Siluriformes, Bagridae. The transcript is spliced from 3 exons. The record is from RefSeq and is a predicted model, not a curated record. The coding region runs from base 118 to 864 and encodes 248 amino acids.